Hibiscus syriacus is the source of this 1579-nucleotide messenger RNA. Its product is annotated as serine/threonine-protein phosphatase 7-like. Lineage: Eukaryota; Viridiplantae; Streptophyta; Magnoliopsida; Malvales; Malvaceae. Gene Ontology annotation, molecular function: protein serine/threonine phosphatase activity. The transcript is spliced from 5 exons. Bases 38 to 1351 code for a protein of 437 amino acids. The record is from RefSeq and is a predicted model, not a curated record. Gene Ontology annotation, cellular component: cytosol; nucleus.
UUCCCAAGAAAAAAAUAGUUCCCAAGAAAAAAAAACUAUGUCUACUGAUGACGACAGUAAUAAUAUCAGUCCAAUUGCCGGAGAUGCAGAUGUCUCCUCCUCCGACAACCCCUCGCCGUCAUCACUCCCGCUGGCUGUUCCGGUCCCUCUGACUUGGCCCUCCGAUGGCCAGCUUAGCCUUGAUUGGAUCCAGCACUUAAUAUCGGCGUUCGACUGGAGUUCAAAAAAUCUGCCCCCCUCCUCCUUGCCCUCGUUGUUUCCAGUUCCCGUUUUCGACGCCCUCGUUCUUACAGCUUCUAAGAUCCUCCACAAAGAACCCAAUUGCCUCCGAAUCGAGACCCCCGACACCGAUUCAACGGUUGUGGUGGUUGGCGAUCUUCAUGGGCAAUUGCAUGAUCUUCUCUUCCUCUUCCAAGAUGCUGGCUUUCCUUCCGAAAAUCGGAUCUUUGUCUUCAAUGGGGAUUAUGUUGACAGAGGAGCUUGGGGUCUUGAGACUUUCUUGCUCCUGCUAGCCUGGAAGGUUUGCAUGCCACAUAGAGUGUAUCUCCUUCGUGGAAAUCAUGAAUCCAAGUACUGUACCUCUACUUAUGGAUUUGAGAAGGAAGUUUUGGCGAAGUAUGGGGAUAAAGGUAAGCAUGUGUAUCGCAAAUGUUUGGGAUGCUUUGAAGGACUUCCUUUGGCCUCUAUAAUUGCUGAGCGUGUAUAUACUGCUCACGGGGGGCUUUUCCGCAGUAUUACUGUCACCCCUUCCAAAAGGACGAAAGGGAAGAAGAACCGUAGGAUAAAUCUUGACCCUGAAGCCAAUGCCUUAUGCCUUGGUUCUUUGGAGGAGUUAUCUAAAGCUCGAAGAUCAGUCCUUGAUCCUCCUUGGGAAGGACAUAAUUUGAUUCCCGGUGAUGUGCUAUGGUCAGAUCCAUCAAUGAAACCUGGUCUUUCACCUAAUAAGGAGAGAGGUAUUGGCUUGUUAUGGGGCCCUGACUGCACAGAGGAGUUUUUAAAGAAGUUCAAGCUAAAGCUAAUUAUCAGAUCACAUGAAGGACCUGAUGCAAGAGAAAAGAGGCCUGGUCUUGCAGGAAUGGAUGAAGGAUAUACCAUAGAUCAUGAUGUGGAAUCAGGGAAACUGAUAACCGUGUUUAGUGCUCCGGACUACCCACAAUUUCAGGCAACAGAAGAGAGAUACAAUAACAAAGGAGCAUAUGUUGUACUGAAGCCUCCGGACUUUGAUAGUCCCGAAUUCCGUAGUUUUGAAGCAGUUACCCCGAGACCCAAGGUGAAUCCAUACUAUGACUUUGAGGAUGUGAUUGAUUCUGAUGAAGACUUGGACUUGGCGUCAAUGGUACCCGAUUUGUAAUGUCCCGGAUCUAUAUGUUUUUCACAAUCAUUAUUUUGAGAGUUGUACAUGGUAUUAAUGGAUUUUCAUUAAUAUAUAGUGUUGUUUAAUGAUGAUGAUGAUUUGUUAUCAAGAAGCAUGGUAUUUUCUUCACUUUGAAGCUAUUUGUAUUGCUAUAGGUUUUAAAAGAAACCUAACCUUUUGUGAGUUUUUCUUUCUGAAAUUAUAGUGCAGAAAUAUGAUUAUUUU